Phytophthora infestans T30-4 is the source of this 1218-nucleotide messenger RNA. RefSeq lists its product as uncharacterized. The record is from RefSeq and is a predicted model, not a curated record. The coding region runs from base 1 to 1218 and encodes 405 amino acids. The transcript has a single exon. NCBI's taxonomy places the organism in Eukaryota, Oomycota, Peronosporomycetes, Peronosporales, Peronosporaceae.
AUGUUCACAUGUUCGGAGGAGACCAGUUUCUUGAGCUCUUCGGGUCGAGUUUCCCACACGACGCCAUCCCCGAGCAUGCGCUCGUACUUCAGCUCCAGCAGCAGCAGAUCCACGUUCUCCGCAUCCAGAACUUCCGUUGAGGUCAAGGGAGAAGAUGACGCUCUACUGGCGCUGGCUGCAAAAGCUCGUGCCAAGGUGGAACACGCCCGUGACGUCUUUGCCACUGCCGGAUGGAAGGAACGAAAGGACGGCCAAGGUGUGCGUUUAUUUGAGCGUAAAUUGACCCCCGGCGUGUUCGAUGUUGCAGCCUCCUCAGCGCUUCCUUGCAGUGCCAAUGAAAUUCUAGAGGUUCUCUCCAGUCACAAUAGUGACGAUUUCAACGCCACCAUGGUGGCUCUCGCAGGCGACGCCUUCUCGUACGCAGUCACACUACGAGAGGUACCGACGUCGCGGAUGAACGUCCAUCUGACGACCAAGCGGAUGCAGUUUUCGGGUUCCAUCCCGCUGGUUUCUAGCACUAAGACGUUCGAAUUCCUCGACCACGUCGAAAUCAACUACAAGACACGUACCGCUGUUCGUACCUUUCAGACGCUAACACGCGACCGUGCAGGUCGAUUGAUAGUCGGUGGUGACGUGUUGGCUGGGUACAUAUUGACAGAGCAAGUGAAAUCGCACCAGACGUCGGUGUUUUACUUCGGAACGCACACCAUGUCCUCGGAUGAAGUGAAAUCCAGGGGAAUUGUCAAGGCCAAGCUGAAAGUUGCUACUCUGCGUGAGGCCGCGUUGGUUAAACUUGCUAUAUUGAUCCCAAAGAUCGGAGAUAUCGCAAUCCGGAGACGUCUGGGAGCUGAGGAUACCGUGGAUCCCUCCGACAACGUUGGCGAUGGAAGCUGCUCGGGAUGUGGCAAACUGGUGAAGGAUUCACUGCUGCGAAAGAAACACGUGUGUUACAUCUGUGGCCACGAUACUUGUGGCUCGUGCUCCAAGUCCCAGGAUAUCGAGGGGCGUAUUGGUGUCAUUGAGCGUCUUCGUGUUUGCUGCAUGUGCAUCUCGGCCGCAAGGAAUCGUGCGUUUGAUACAGUUGACGAGACUGACGACGGACGGGUUUAUCUGCUGCGUCCUACUUUAAUCAGUGGGCUCAGCACCACCUCAACGACCCGUACCGCUUCAACAACACCGUCAAGUGUACGGACGCGGAUACUGCCAGCUACUGCAUAG